ACAAUCUACAACAACUGAAACUUCAGUUUUAUUGCAAAGCGACCAUGAAUUGGGUGAAGGGCUAGAAAUGAAAUUCCACUGUGAAAAAAGCAUCCAAGGGCAACAACUAUAAAUACUGACAAACUUUAUACAUUAAUUGAUGAAAUAAAAAAUAGAUUAUAUAUGGCUAAGCAUAAGCUUGGGAUGGGGAUUACCAGUUGCUGUAGGUGCUUCAUACUUGCGCUUCUUUGGUUCCAAAGCCAAGGGUGCUUAGAAGAAGAAAGAGCAGCUCUUCUCCAAAUCAAAGAUUCCAUGAACAGCUCUGAAUCGUCAGCUUUCUCAAACUGGUAUGUAGAAGAAUGUUGCGAUUGGGAGGGAGUUGAAUGUGACCCUUCUCAUACUCGUAUUCACAAGAUUUUCUUUCCCCACUUGAGAAGUGAUUCCGAACCUUGGUUUCCAAACGCUACUUUGUUUGCUCAGUUCAAAGAUUUGCAAGAGCUUGAACUGCCAGGAAAUCAUAUCGGAGGAUUCAUCUCAAUUCAUGUUUUCAGAAAACUGAAGCAUCUUCGAAAGUUGAAUCUUCGUGACAAUUCUAUAUAAAAUGGCUCCAAUCUCUGUUGGGGCAAAUAUCUUUUGCUUUAUAACUUGGAUUUGUCCGGUAACAAGUUACAAGGCAAUCUUCCAGAAUGCUUGUGUGACAACCUGUUUUUGAAAGAACUGAUUUUUGUUGGGAAGAAAACGAACAACCGAAACAAAGCGAAAGCACAACCGGUGUUCUUUCUCUCCCUAUAACUCUUGUCAAAAAUUAUGGCAAGCACAAUAGCACAAAAUAUGUUCUCUAGGAACCUUAAUCAACCACAAA
Messenger RNA from Gossypium arboreum, 841 nucleotides. RefSeq names its product receptor-like protein 9a. Lineage: Eukaryota; Viridiplantae; Streptophyta; Magnoliopsida; Malvales; Malvaceae. The record is from RefSeq and is a predicted model, not a curated record. Bases 163 to 579 code for a protein of 138 amino acids. The transcript is spliced from 2 exons.